AACGACGUCACGAAAGUAAACAAGAGCAUGUCGCACAGACAGACUCAAGCUAGAGAAAUGAACGGUCAAGCGGACGUCGAAGUCGACUACAAGCGGAAAUACAAAAAUCUCAAACGAAAAUUAAAAUUUCUUGUUUAUGAGCAGGAAUGCUUUCAGGAGGAGCUGAGGAGAGCACAGAGGAAACUUCUCAAAGUCUCCAGAGACAAAAGCUUCCUUCUGGACCGAUUGCUACAGUAUGAGCGGGUAGAUGAAGACUCCUCAGAUUCAGAUGCAACGGUUUCUUCAGAAAACAGUGAAGGAGAGGGUCCCAGGGAGAGAGAAAGAGAACGAGAUGGAGCGAAGAAGCGAAGGAGUAGUCCUGGGGCAUGUCUUCCUUCAUCAUCGUCGCCUCAUCUCUCCCUGCUGUCCCGUCCAGGUGUAAAUCCCCUGCAGUCAUCAGGCUCAGGACCCUACCUCAACACUAUGCCCUUCCCACCCGAGUAUUUGGCUCCCCCAGCUGAACGAAUGAAGAAAGAGAGAAAAACAAAGACGACAAAAAACAAGAAAGAGACUACGGGGAAGGUUGUUGCCCCAAUGACGGCUAAUUACCCAUCAGCUCCUACGGCUCCUCCGGGAGCCAGUGGCCCCUUCAGCUGGGUUCCCAGACAGAUGCUCAGUGGAGACGCUGCUGAGGAGGAGGGGGAAAGUGACGGCGACAGCGACAGAGGAGAUGAAGACAGAGGGGAGGGAGACGAGGCUGAACUAGUCAUUGAUAUCCCUAAUGAGUGAACAUGAGUGUGUGUGUUUAGAUGUAUUUAUACGCAGAAGAUGCAGGAGCUGUGUGUGUGUGUGUGUGUGUGUGUGUGUGUGUGUGUGUGUGGGUGGGUGUGGGAGAGAAAGAAUGAAAGACAGAACCUGACUAAUGUAUUUUUGUGUUGACCAGUCCAUUCUUCAAUCUGAGAAGGUGGCAAAGCUCCCCCCAAUGGACAUUUGUUAAACUGCAGUAUCACUGUCAAAACAAUUUCCCAGAGAAAUGUGGUUUUCAAAUAUUAUGUUAGGAAUUUUAUCUGUGACAAAGGUACAGUUUGAAAGCUUUUAAGAAAGCUUCACUGUCGCUGUGAGGAUUGGAUACUUUAUUUCAAACACAGUUUCAAGCUUCCUGCUGAUCACCUUUUUUUGUUGAAACUGACUAACAAUGCUCAAACUGUGACUUCAGCUAGGUGUGUCCUCCACGCAGAUGUACUUGUUUUUUGCUUUGAAUUGUUUAACCACCAUCUAGUAUCUUAAAAUAACUGUAAUCCGAUGAAUUUGUCUUAGUGUGAUAUAGAUGUUUGGAGGUUUCAAAUGUUAAGUCGUCUUUGUUACAGACACAUUUGACACCUUUUGCCAUUUGUACUUAAACUAUGUUGAUAUGGUUUU
Scomber japonicus (chub mackerel) is the source of this 1398-nucleotide messenger RNA. RefSeq names its product INO80 complex subunit E (gene ino80e). Gene Ontology annotation, biological process: chromatin remodeling. The coding region runs from base 28 to 768 and encodes 246 amino acids. Lineage: Eukaryota; Metazoa; Chordata; Actinopteri; Scombriformes; Scombridae. Gene Ontology annotation, cellular component: nucleus; Ino80 complex. The record is from RefSeq and is a predicted model, not a curated record. The transcript has 8 exons.